CAAUACCAGCCUCCACAAAAACAUAACUACGGACCGCGUACUCUACUACUCCCUGUUGCGGGCACUCAUAAACCCUGAGAUAUGUUAAGCUUGUCUGCUGCUCCCACCACAGCCGCCCCCGCCGCUAAGCUUUCUCGUGUCCCCUCCGCUGCACUUCACCAAAAAACUACUUCCGCUGCUUUUUUCUCCCAAAAGGUUCAGCUGAACUCGCUGCGAUCGAGCUGCAGUGCAAUCAAAUCCAUGGCUGAUUCUCAAACUAUUUCAGUACCGAAGAACGAGCAACAAUCCCCUGCUUCUGGCAAGAAGCAAGCACUGAUAUCUUUAUCAGACAAAAAGGACCUGGCUUUUCUCGGUACUGGGUUAGAACAAUUAGGGUACACGAUAGUUUCAACAGGAGGAACAGCAUCUGCUUUGGAAGGUGCUGGAGUUUCUGUCACUAAAGUAGAACAGCUUACCCUUUUCCCCGAAAUGCUUGACGGUCGUGUGAAAACUUUACACCCCCACAUACAUGGUGGUAUUCUUGCUAGAAGGGACCAAAAACAUCAUAUGGAAGCUCUCAGUGAACAUGGAAUUGGUAGCUUUGACGUGGUGGUGGUGAACUUGUACCCCUUUUAUGAUAAAGUUACUUCAACUGGAGGAAUUGAGUUUGAGGAUGGAAUUGAGAACAUUGAUAUUGGUGGCCCUGCCAUGAUCAGAGCUGCUGCAAAGAACCAUAAGGAUGUCUUAAUUGUUGUUGAUAAUGAAGACUACCCUGGACUUCUGGAAUUUCUUAAAGGAGAUCGGGAUGACCAACAGUUCCGAAGAAAGCUUGCUUGGAAGGCUUUUCAACAUUGUGCUUCCUAUGAUUCUGCAGUUUCAGAAUGGCUAUGGAAACAAACUAUGGGAGAUAAAUUCCCUCCCAGCUUCACAGUACCUCUUGAGCUUAAGAGUUCGCUUCGUUAUGGUGAAAAUCCUCAUCAAAAUGCUGCAUUUUACGUUGACAAGAGUAUUUCUGAAGUAAACGCUGGUGGUAUUGCAACAGCUAUCCAACAUCAUGGGAAGGAGAUGUCAUAUAACAACUACUUGGAUGCUGAUGCAGCUUGGAAUUGUGUGUCAGAGUUUCAGAACCCUACAUGUGUAAUUGUAAAACAUACAAAUCCCUGUGGGGUAGCUUCUCGGGGUGAUAUUCUUGAAGCUUAUAGGUUGGCUGUGAAAGGAGAUCCAGUGAGUGCAUUUGGUGGUAUUGUAGCCUUUAACAUAGAAGUUGAUGAGGCCCUUGCUAAGGAGAUUAGGGAGUUCAGAAGCCCAACAGAUGGUGAAACCCGGAUGUUUUAUGAGAUUGUUGUUGCUCCCAAAUAUACAAAGAAGGGACUCGAGAUCCUCCGUGGCAAAUCGAAGACACUGAGGAUCCUGGAGGCAAAAAGUAAUGAGAAAGGAAAGCUUUCACUAAGACAAGUCGGUGGUGGAUGGUUAGCUCAGGAUUCAGAUGAUCUUACCCCCCAAGACAUCCAAUUUAAUGUUGUGUCUGACAAGUCUCCAGCAGAAAGUGAGCUUCAUGAUGCAGAGUUUGCAUGGCUGUGCGCGAAGCAUGUUAAGAGCAAUGCCAUUGUAAUUGCAAAGAAUAACUGUAUGCUAGGCAUGGGAAGCGGGCAGCCAAACCGUUUAGAAAGCUUGAGAAUAUCCAUGAGGAAAGCAGGAGAUGAGGUCAAGGGAGCUGCUUUGGCCAGCGACGCAUUCUUUCCUUUUGCUUGGAACGAUGCAGUGGAGGAGGCAUGUGAAGCUGGCAUUGGUGUUAUUGCAGAGCCUGGUGGUAGCAUCAGGGAUAAGGACGCGAUAGAAUGCUGCAACAAGUAUGGAGUUUCACUGCUUUUCACCAAUGUGAGGCACUUUAGGCACUGAUGAGUUACUUUAAGCAUUUCUCUCGUCUUUUUUGGUCAACACUGUGUUUCAAGCCCGGUACCGUAGUUUCAAUGUUUUAGCGUAUCUUCUGUUGUUGAGAGUUCUUGCAGUUUGUCGGCAGAAUGUACAAGCAGGCCAACGUAUUUUUGAGAUUUUACAAAUUAAUAAAAUACUAGUAUCGCUUUUAUGCUCAAGAAA
Messenger RNA from Populus trichocarpa (black cottonwood), 2076 nucleotides. RefSeq lists its product as uncharacterized. The record is from RefSeq and is a predicted model, not a curated record. Bases 82 to 1878 code for a protein of 598 amino acids. The transcript is spliced from 12 exons. NCBI's taxonomy places the organism in Eukaryota, Viridiplantae, Streptophyta, Magnoliopsida, Malpighiales, Salicaceae. Gene Ontology annotation, biological process: 'de novo' IMP biosynthetic process. Gene Ontology annotation, cellular component: cytosol. Gene Ontology annotation, molecular function: IMP cyclohydrolase activity; phosphoribosylaminoimidazolecarboxamide formyltransferase activity.